GGUGUCAGGAUGUCACUGUCUAUUUCUCCAUGGAGGAGUGGGAGUAUUUAGAAGGACACCAGGAUCUCUACAAGGACUACUUGGUUGCAGUUGGAAGGGAAUAAAACACACAUGACUGAGCGGAUAAUACACCUCGCCCUGGAGAUCAUCUGCCUGGUGACCGGAGAGAGAUUUCCUCCGGUGCAGUCCGGUGACCAUGUGACCAUCAAGGUGUCUCCACCUCCUGCCCUAAAACCUGAGAGGAACAAAGAACAGAAGAUUCUAGAAGUCACCAAGAAGAUCAUUGAGUUGCUGACUGGAGAGGUGGAACAUCUGAUCAAUGUUAAAGUUGAAGUCACAGAGAGUGAAGAAGAGGUGUGUUUGAGAACUGAUGUGCAAUGUAAGGAGGAGAAAGUUCCUAAAGAUAGAUCCAAGUGCGAAGAGAAGAAAGUUCCUGCAGAGGGAUCCAAGUGUAAAGAGGAGAAAGUUCCUGCAGAGGGAUCCAAGUGUAAGGAGGAGAAAGUUUCUGAAAAUGGAUCCAAGUUUACAGAGGAGAAAGUUUCCACGGAUGGAUCCAAGUGGAAGCAGGAGAAUGUUCCUACAGAUGGAUCCAAGUGGGAGCAGGAGAAGGUUCCUACAGAUGGAUCCAUGUGGGAGCAGGAGAAGGUUCCUACAGAUGGAUCCAAGUGGGAGCAGGAGAAGGUUCCUACAGAUGGAUCCAUGUGGGAGCAGGAGAAGGUUCCUACAAAUGGAUCCAAGUGGGAGAAGGUUCCUGCAAAUGGAUACAACUGCAAAGAGGAGAAAGUUCCUGCAGGUGGAUCCAAGUGGGAGCAGGAGAAGGUUCCUGCAGAUGGAUCCAAGUGGGAGCAGAAGGUGGUUCCUACAGAUGGAUCCAAGUGGGAGCAGGAGAAGGUUCCUACAGAUGGAUCCAAGUGGGAGCAGGUGAAGGUUCCUACAGAUGGAUCCAAGUGGGAGAAGGUUCCUGCAAAUGGAUACAACUGCAAAGAGGAGAAAGUUCCUGCAGGUGGAUCCAAGUGGAAGCUGGAGAACGUUCCUACAGAAGGAUCCAGUAACAGAAACCCACCAGAGAGAUGUCCCCGUCCUCUGUAUUCCACACAGGAAGAUCACACCAUCCCUCACCAUCAUCAGGGUGAAGCUAUGAUGAAGAUAAAAGCACAAGUAGGUGAAGAAGUGUGUAUGGAGGUUGACCUGCUAAGUGAAGAGAGCCAAGCUCCACCCGAGAUCUGCACAGAUGGAUCCAGCGGCAGAAUUAUACCGGAGAAACGUUCCCGUCCUCUUACCACACAGAGAGAUCACAGCCUCCACCACCAUGAUCAGGAUGAAGAAAUGAAAGAUUUCCAGGUUGUCGUUAUUAAAGAGGAGAACGAGGAGAACUUGGCAUUUCCUAUGACGAGGGAGGAGGAACUUCCAGCAGAGAUCGGGACAGAUGGAACCUACGUCAGGAAGACUACAGAGAGAUAUCGUAGUUCUUCACGGAAUCACGCCGGUCAGAAUAGUGACGUCUCUCCGGGUUCCCCGGAAAAUUUCCUCUACAACUCCGACAUAAAUCUGGGACUUUACAUUGCCGACAUAUCCCCCGAUUCUGGCAAGAGCAGUGGGGGGAGCCGGGGGGAACGGGUAUAUCGCUGCUCCGAGUGCAAUAAGACUUUUUGCCAGAACGCCGCCCUCGUUCGACAUCAGAGGAACCACACCGGUGAAAAGCCCUUCCCAUGUGUGGAUUGUGGGAAAAGUUUUACCCGGAAGUCGAUCCUGGUGGAACAUCGGAGGAUUCACACGGGUGAAAAGCCGUUCUCAUGUUUGGAGUGCGGAAAGUGUUUCACGCAGAGAUCGGGUCUCCUCAUUCACCGCAAGACCCACAGAGGCCCCAUGAAAUUUCCGUGCAGCGGGUGUGGGAAUUUUUUUGCGCUGACGAUAAACACUGACACGGGGCAGAUAGAGACCUUUUGUGCCAGCUGCCGAAAAUCUACCAUCCCGCCUCCUAUUUCGCCUAUUUCUCCUAAGUCCAAUGGCUACAAUGCAGAAGAGGGAUCAAUUCUAUACAUAGCAGAAGAGAUAGGCAUCCCAGGACAGGAGAAUAGUAAAAACAUCUCUCGGGAGUCUAAACUUCUCAGCCAGUCUAAAACUCCCACGGGGGAAAAGCGGUACACGUGUAACGAGUGCAAUAAAAGCUUCACGCGGAAGUCCAUCCUGGUGGAGCACCAGAGAAUCCACACAGGGGAGAAGCCAUUCUCCUGCUCCCAGUGUUGGAAAAGUUUCACACAAAGAUCCGGCCUCCUCAUACACCGGAGGAUUCAUGCCCGCGAGAAAAUAUAUUCCUGCUCGGAGUGCGGUUGUAUUUUUACCCAGAAGGCCAACAAUCUUGCCGGCGAAGAGAGUUCCUGCCCUGACUGCCGAAACUCUGCUAUCCAGAAGGCUUAGCAUGUGGUCCCACCAAACUUCCAGGCCUUCUUGGGGUGCACAAAGUGUUUUGUUCGAAGGUUAUAACUUGUUUACAGAUGAAGAACACAUUACCCCAA
Rana temporaria (common frog) is the source of this 2516-nucleotide messenger RNA. Its product is annotated as zinc finger and SCAN domain-containing protein 20-like. The transcript is spliced from 7 exons. Bases 112 to 2418 code for a protein of 768 amino acids. The record is from RefSeq and is a predicted model, not a curated record. Lineage: Eukaryota; Metazoa; Chordata; Amphibia; Anura; Ranidae.